This is a messenger RNA of Brassica rapa (field mustard), 3555 nucleotides long. RefSeq names its product putative F-box/kelch-repeat protein At4g39756. Gene Ontology annotation, molecular function: protein binding. The record is from RefSeq and is a predicted model, not a curated record. NCBI's taxonomy places the organism in Eukaryota, Viridiplantae, Streptophyta, Magnoliopsida, Brassicales, Brassicaceae.
UAUUUUUCAAAAUAUACAUCCGCGCGCCUGCGCGGGUCAAAAUCUAGUAUUUUUUAAAACAGGGUCGACUCGAUAUUUUAAUUUUAAUCAAGGGUUAGUUUUGCAAUUACAAAGAAAAUAAAAAGUUACUUAACAUGAAAAGUAUUGAAAACCUAACUUGUGUAUGUGUUCUUAACUUCAAAGAUGGUUGCUCGGCAAACAAAGUCUCUGUCUCGAGGAGACCGCUUUGGUCUUCUUAAGCAUGCAAUAAGUUAUUUAUAUGAAAAAUCGCUAAAAGUUUUCACUCUCACGAUCAACAAAUUGAUAUCUACUUUCGCUCGGAAUCCGACCACCUCCUCCACCGCUCCGCAGCUGACAUCUCCGUCGUUUUCUUCGCUUCCCGAUGAGAUCGUUGUAACCUGCUUAGCACACAUAUCAAAGUCGCACUACCCUAAACUCUCGCUAGUAUCCAAGAGAUUCAACUCUCUCAUCUUUUCCAAUGAGCUACACCUUGCGCGAUCUCGCUCCAAAACACGUGAGAACGUCCUUCACGUCUUCUUACAGCUACCCGGCCACCGUCUUCCUUCGUGGUACAGCAUGUGGAUAAAGCCUGGUCAAACUCUAACCAAUGAGUUGAAGGAGGAGAAUAGUAACUCUACAGGAAACGCUAUGUUGGUACCAAUACCUUCUUCAUAUUCUCCUAGUGCACCAACAUUGUAUCUCGGUACGUUUAGUUCAAAACAGUAUAAACUCAGACACUGCAAGAACUCUCCCGUUUCAUCCCUACUCUGGGUCCGUAAUAAGGGUGUUCUCACUCCAUGGGGUAAAAGUAAAUAUUCCCCAUGGCUUAAAGCCCCUAGAAUGAAAGUGGCUAGAGAGAAUGCCAUUGCGAGGGCCCUUGAUGGGAAAAUAUAUGUAAUGGGUGGUUGCAAUGCAGAUGAAUCCGCGAGUUGGGCUGAAGUUUUUGAUACAAAUACUCAAACUUGGGAAUCUUUGCCUGACCCUGGCCCUGAGCUCCGCUUCUCAUUGAUUAAGUCAAUGAACGUGACCAAGAGAAGGGUCUACGUUGAGAGCAGCGGGAAGUAUGAUCAUUAUUAUAAUCCAAAAGAAGGUAGAUGGGGAGUUUCAUCAAAAGUACGCAAGUUUGGGAGAAAGUGUGAGAUAGGCCAUGUUUGGUACUUUUGUCGUAAAAGAGGUUUCUUUUGGUACGACACAAAGCUUAAAAGUUGGAGAAUGGUCAAAGGUUUGGAGGUAUUGAACAAGUAUUGUAGUGUUGGUGUUAUUGCAAUAGCUAACUAUGGUGGGAAACUCUUAAUCUUGUGGGACAAGUUUGAUCAGUGUCAAAACAAGGAGAUUUGGUGUUCGGUUAUUGCGCUUGAAAGACGUAGUGGUGAUCAUGAAGUUUGGGGAACAGUUGAGUGGGCUAGUGUUGUGCUUACGGUUCCUAGUUCAUACGUUUUCUUGCGUUGUCAAGUGAAAUCGGUUUGAAGUUUUGCUUUUGUUUUCACCACUAUCAGUUGCUUUCUUUUUUUAAAUCAACUUCAUUAUAUGUUGUUGCUUUUUAGAUUUAAUUCUUUAAUCAAGCAGCAGUUUAAAAUAAACUGGUCAUAGUUAAGUUCUUGGCAUACAUCAAUGGGCCGGGUAAGAUAAGGUUCUGCCAUGGAAGGAACCUGAGAUUAUGUAAAUCAGUCAUAUACAUACACCAUUAGGAUAUAAGCACAUUCAAGUUAAACUAAUUUUAAAAUAGUGACAUAUCAAAAGGUAAGUUUUAGCAUCCAUUUUUAUUUGUAAAAUUAGUAAACAAAACUUUCAAAACUGCCAAAACAGAAUGGAUAUAUUAUAUAUAUAUGACCACAGAAAAAGACCAUCUGGUGCUGUAUAAAUGGUUAAGCUGGCAUGUCCCAACUCCCAAUCGUCAAUCCAUUCCAGUGAAUCUAUUGGUUGAGUAGUAAAAAGAUGAGCUUGGAGACAACGGCGGUUGGUAAUUACAAACAGUCGCCUAGUUAGAUAAGAAAAAAAGAAAGAAACAGAUGCGAAGCUUGUGUGGGAAGUAAGCAGCUUUAGGUCAAAGAUAAUCGGAGUUUAUUUACUUAUUUGCUCAAAAAAUAGAGAAAAAGUACUUGUAACAGUAGAUAGAAGCCGUUAAAUAUAUAUAUAUUAAUACUGUAAUACUGUAUAAUCAAGAAAAAACCGUAAUUUAAGAAUAGGGUAAUUGAAGUCUAUAAUCAAGAAAAAACCGUAAUUUAAAAAUAGGUUACUUUAAGAAUAGGGAAAUUGAAGCCUAUAAUAAAAAAAACCGUAAUUUACCCACUAGCUAUUUCCCCUAGCAAUCCUAUACACGCCGUUAAAUAUAUAUAUAUUAAUGCUGUAAUACCUCUUCGUAUAACCGGCACAACCUAGCCCGUUUGACGUCAAAAAAAAAACGGCACAACCUGCAAAAAAUUAAAUUAAAAUUAUUAAUUAUUAACUGCAGAAAAGUAAAACUUGUCUCCUCCUACUUCACAUCUCCUCUUUUAUACUUCAUUUGGUAACUUUCUCGAAGUCGAAAGGUCUCCGGCGCCGAUUUCCUCCAACGCCUUGCAUCCGCAUGCAAUCAAAAGCUUUUACAUCUCCUUCGUAUUCCCUUGUCAAUCAUCUUCCUCGUUAAUAUAUUUGACAUAACUGAUUAGUAAGCUAAACUAAUUUAAUUUUAUUUAGUUGUAUACAUCUUAAAUAGGUUCAAAAACUAAAACAUCAGAUGGUAUUUUGUUGGUUAAGUAUAAAUACGAUUUUAAAUUAAGUGAAUAGAUGUACAUACACAUACAUGUAUACAAGUAGACAGAGUUAAGAAUAAAGAAAAGGAAAAUAUUAGAUAUCAAUAUAAAUUAACAGUAUGUUGUUAAUAUACACAUUAGAUAUCAAUAGACAUAACUUAGUUUCUAAAAUCCGGUAGAUCCGAACCGAAUCCGUAAAGAUUCAAACCAAAUUCGAACUAAAAUUUCUAAAUAUCCGAAUGGAACUAAAAUUUUUAGUUUCGAAAAUCCAAAACCCGGAUAGAUACAAACUAAACCUACAAGAAGCACCUGAACGCCAACCUGAUCAACACCUAGUUAGAUACCUAGAAGAAGCACCCAAAACAAAAUCCCCAUCAAGUUAGCUCCAACCUCCGCCUCCCUAUCUAUUAGUCCCGAUGUCAAAUGAAGAGACAACCCUUGCGUCACUUCCAGAUGAGAUGGUUAUAGACUGUCUAGCCCUAAGACCAUGAUUAACUCCAGUUUCUUAAUUGGAGUUUUUAGUUUCGGCUAAGAGACGGUUUUUAGCUUUUCUUAGAUUUUAACUAAGAAGAACUAAGAACUAUGUCUUAAAUAAUAGAUAUAAGAGCUGUUUCUUAGCCGAAAAAUAUAAAAAAAAAUGUCAAAUCAUGAGUUAAGAAUCCCGGCUAAGAGAUCGGGAUUAAUCAUGCUCUAAUAUCGAGAUCGUACUACCCAAAACAACUAAGAAAAGUCUUUAAUUACAUACAUUUUAAAUAGGUUCAAAAACUUAAAUAUCACACAAUAUCUAGUUGAGUUGGUUGGGUAUAUAAAUAUAAUUCUAAAU